AUGAAGACCACUUGGAAGGAUAUCGCUCCGGUUCCUACCUCCCAAGAAUUUAUCGACAUUGUUCUCAGCCGAACCCAGCGGCGACUACCUACGCAGAUUCGUGCGGGCUUCAAGAUCAGCAGAAUUAGAAGCUUCUACACUCGCAAGGUCAAAUUCACCGCCGAGACAUUCAGCGAAAAACUUCAGGCCAUCCUUGAAGGAUUCCCGCGGCUGCAAGAUAUCCAUCCUUUCCAUAAAGAUCUCCUCAACACUCUUUACGAUGCCGACCAUUUCAAGAUCGCGUUAGGCACGCUAUCCACAGCCAAGCGGCUGAUAGAGACCGUGGCUAGAGAUUAUGUCCGGUUGUUGAAAUAUGCUCAGUCUUUGUUCCAAUGCAAAUCUCUCAAGCGGGCUGCCCUCGGUCGGAUGGCCACAAUUUGCAGGAGAUUGAAAGAUCCCCUGGUGUACCUGGAGCAAGUUCGACAGCAUUUGGGACGUCUUCCCGCCAUCGACCCCAACACCCGGACACUGCUCAUCUGCGGCUACCCCAAUGUUGGCAAGUCGAGUUUUCUCAAAUCCGUCACUCGCGCCGACGUGGAUGUGCAACCGUACGCAUUUACGACAAAAUCACUCUUCGUGGGACACUUUGAUUACAAGUAUCUGAGAUUCCAGGCCAUCGACACACCAGGUAUCCUCGAUCACCCUCUUGAGGAAAUGAAUACGAUCGAAAUGCAGUCGAUCACUGCGAUUGCUCACUUGAGAUCAGCCAUUCUCUACUUUAUGGAUCUUUCUGAACAGUGCGGUUACUCCGUGUCCGCGCAAAUGGCUCUUUUCAACUCCAUCAAACCACUGUUCGCCAACAAACUUGUCUUUAUCGUGAUCAACAAGACGGAUGUUAUGAAGCCGGAAGAUCUCGACCCGGAAACACAACAACAACUGAAUGACCUGCUCACUCAAAAUUCCAACACCGAGCUUCUGCAGCUGUCAUGUGUUACCAAUGAAGGAGUACAAGAAGUCAAGAACACUGUCUGUGACCGAUUGAUUGCCGAUCGCGUGGCAGCUAAGCUCAAGGCUGGGCAAGCGUCUCAACCAUCCGGCGCCGAUGCUCUUACCGGACGCCUUGGCGAUCUUCUCGCUAGGAUUCACGUGGCCAGGCCUAUGGAAGGUUCUGUUAGCGAGACGUACAUUCCGGAAGCCGUGAAGAAAGGCACCUACAAGAAAUACGACAAGGCUGAUCCGGAGAGAAGGAAACUUGAGCGGGAAAUCGAAGAAGAAAACGGUGGUGCCGGUGUGUACAAUGUGGAUCUCAAGAAGAUCUACGAUCUGGCAGACUCCGAAUGGAAUCACGACAAGGUCCCGGAAUUCUUCCACGGCAAAAACAUUGCUGACUAUGUUGACCCGGACAUCGAGGAGAAGUUGGCGGCACUCGAAGCAGAAGAGGAGCGCUUGGAGGCCGAAGGGUUCUAUGACGAGAGCGAGAGUAUGGAAGAUGAGGACGACGCCGAGAUCCGAAUGAAGGCCAAUCUGAUCCGUAACAAGCGCACCUUGAUCAUGAACGAGGCCCGAAUGAAGAAGAGUCUCAAGAACAAGGCGCACAUCCCGCGAGCCAAGAAGGCCCGGACGGUGGGCCAGAUGGAAAAGCAUUUCAACUCGAUCGGUCUGGACUCGGCUGCUCCUGUCGAUCGAGCCCGAGCGCAGAUCCGCAAUGUUCGGCCUGAAUCGACGGCGGGUGAUCAUAUGGACCUCGACACACCCUCGGCAAGGGCCAGGUCUGUGUCCCGGGCACCCAAGACGAACAGACUGACGGAUGGGUUGGGUGUCAGUGCCAGUGGCAUCACCGACCCGGUGAAGCGCGACAAGGCAGAGCGGAUGUCGAAAUUGGGCCAGAGACAGAGGAACCGCAUGGCCAGACAGGGAGAGGCUGAUCGACAUGAAACGGCAUCGCUGCCCGCUCAUUUGCUUAAGGGCAAGAGAACCAUGGGAUCCUCUAGAUCGCGUUGA
Molecule: messenger RNA, 1980 nt
Organism: Capronia coronata CBS 617.96
Lineage: Eukaryota; Fungi; Ascomycota; Eurotiomycetes; Chaetothyriales; Herpotrichiellaceae
Product: nucleolar GTP-binding protein
Exons: 2
Coding region: 1-1980 (659 amino acids)
Biological process (GO): ribosomal large subunit biogenesis
Cellular component (GO): nucleolus
Molecular function (GO): RNA binding; GTPase activity; GTP binding
Source: RefSeq, a predicted model, not a curated record